AUUAUAUCUACCUUACUUCACGGUUGACUGUUUAACUUCCUUGUCGUAGAAAUACAAGAAAAUGGCUACGGCGUAUUAUGGUCAGGGAUCGACCCCUUCAAGAAGCAGUGAUUUAAAAAGUAACGCCUAUAAAGAACCGUACAACCAUGAGGCAGAGACAUUACUUGUUCAAACAAAACUUGCCUACGAAGCUGCAAAGGUUGUCGGCAAAGAACAGAAGAACAUUGAAAGGAAAAUGAAGAAGGAACUCAGUAAAGAGCUUCCUGGGUGUAUCAACAAGUAUAAUAACGGCAUAAAAGAAAUUAAAGAUGCAUUUGCCCGGAUCGGAGAUAUCGUAAACAGCGAUAAAGAAGACUACAGAUUUGCGGAUCAGAUUAGAGGCGUGGACAGACGAAGACCAGUUUUUUGGAAAAAGAAAAAGGAGCAUGAAAGAUCAAGGGUAGAAGAAACAUUUACAGGCCACCAAUCGGAAUCUUUUCUUUGUUUAAAUAAGGAUGGAGAAAUCAAACAACUUCAGGACAAAAUUAAUGAACUUCAAGACAGUUUGGAAAAAAACAAAAAGGAUUAUGAAUAUGAUUUAAACCAAAUUAUUCGGUCUAAAGAUGGGCUUGAAAAGCAACAUCAUGCUGAAAAACAACAUUUGCAACGAAAAUACGAAGAGGAAAUACAUGUAAAAGAAGAAGCUUUGAGAAAUUUAAACCAAAUUAUUCGGUCUAAAGAUGAGCUUGAAAAGCAACAUCAUGCUGAAAAACAACAUUUGCAACGAAAAUACGAAGAGGAAAUACAUGUAAAAGAAGAAGCUUUGAGAAAUUUAAACCAAAUUAUUCGGUCUAAAGAUGAGCUUGAAAAGCAACAUCAUGCUGAAAAACAACAUCUGCAACGAAAAUACGAAGAGGAAAUACAUGUAAAAGAAGAAGCUUUUAGAAAUUUAAAUGAAGUUAUUCAAUCAAACGAUGAGCUUUAUCGAAAGCACGACGUGGAAAUGCAGGCAAAAGAAGAAGCAUUGAGAAGGCUCAGUUCUGUUGCAUCCAGACAAAUGCGAGAUAGAAACCCAAAUAUAACUGACCUUAGUGAUCCGAAUAGACCUACUAAGAUAGCCGAAAAAAUGUCAGAACUGUUUGACAAUCAAUGGACUGAUGCAUUUGAUGUCCUUGAAAGAGAGAUGGACGACAGGCAAAUUAUUGAGACAUUGUUAGAUACAUUGAUGAGGGUUUCCGAUGAAUGUCGCAGGCUGUCGGACGAAAAUUUCUUUGAAAGAGUUCAGCAAAGCAUUGAAUCACCAAUAGAGGCAACGGAAAUACCAAAAAACAGAAUUCUGUUAUCGGACCAAUUGAAACAACAGAUCAAAGAAUUUAGGAAAAUUCGUGCAGCAGCUGUUUUAAAGGAUAUUGAAAAGAUCAUAAAGCCAAGGAUCAAGUUAGUCAACCAUCCAGAGGUUCAGGAUUACCUAUCCCGCUGUGUUGAGAUUGGCUGGCUUUGCGCAGUGCAAGAUCCUCCACUCUUUCUUAAAGCACAGUCACCUCUCGAGUUUGAUACGAAUGCGUUCAAAGAUUACACAAAACGUGGGAAGUAUGUGGAGUACGUUGUAUGGCCAGCGCUGUACCUUCAUGAGGGAGGUGUUCUACUCGCAAAAGGUGUUGCACAGGGUACUGAUCAUAAGCCAACACCCGUAAGAAAUUAUGUCGAAGGCAGACAACCUCCACCUGCUUUGCCAUAUUCUAAAAUGCAAGCAGCUUCACCCGAAAACAAUGCCGCGCAACCAGGGCGGGCAACGUUGGCACCCAGCAACAACACUUCCGGGCCAGCGAAGACAAAGUAGUCAUAUCCAAAGUAAAUACGUCGCUACUAGUAAGGUUAGGGCACCAGAUUCCACAUAACAUAGACGAUGUAUCAAACACAAAUACCAAACGUAACGAAUGUAAGUCGAACUGUGGAUGUAAGACGUGGAAAUGGGUUAAGGGUUGACAGUUAUUCUAGACUUAUAACGUAUAAUUCAACUUAUAACAGAUACGAUAACAAAAGAGAAUGAAUGUAUACUUAUUUCAGUCCAAAUGGCACAUAAAAAGAAAUAUAUAUCUACAGCAGAUCUACAACACACAUUGUGAUUUACAGCAUGUUUGUUCUUGUGUAGGAAACGUUUAGUGAAUUCUUAGAUAUCAUAUGCAGAACCUGUGAUACGUACACAUUUUAUUUAAAUUUUAUUUCAUGGAUGAACUUUUCUACACACGAUCAUUUCUGUUCACAUUUUGCUUCUCCUAAAUGAACUGCGAAAAUCAGAUGAAAAAAUCGUAUGAGUUGGUUCGUCAUUUGUAGGUAUUAAAUCAUUUAUACAAUAAGCAGGCAUAAUAGAUAUAGAGAAUCCAUCAUUGGUCU
This is a messenger RNA of Mercenaria mercenaria, 2373 nucleotides long. RefSeq names its product meiosis-specific nuclear structural protein 1-like. Bases 62 to 1819 code for a protein of 585 amino acids. Lineage: Eukaryota; Metazoa; Mollusca; Bivalvia; Venerida; Veneridae. The transcript has 12 exons. The record is from RefSeq and is a predicted model, not a curated record.